AUGCUUAACCAGCCCAUUGAGGUCAGGGAGCAGUCCUACUCGACAUUCACCACGUCAUCGAGCCCUUCAUCGACCGGCUUCAACUCAACUUCAUCCUCCUCCUCCUCAUUUCUCAGCAUCGACGACGACAACAUGCGCAAGGGAACUCGUCCACCUCCGCUGAACCUCAGCAUUGUCCCUAGGCCGAGGUCUCUGCCGCGACUGUCCACCACACCACUCGCCAAGGAGCUCACUCCUCUGCUUACACCUCUCCCCGAGGAGGUUGAGGAGCCUUGUGGACCUGUGCUGCGAGCUGUGCGGAUCGCGGUGGAUUUCAUGCAGAUUGUCUCAUGUCUGCUUGUCAUUUUGAUGCUGGCCAUCUUCCUCGUUUCAUAUACUGGAGCCGCAGUUUCCAGCCAUGGCAUCAGAGCAGUUAUACUUAUCGCGGCUCUUAGCUGCGAUAUUGGUCUUGGCAUGUGGUCCAUCAUCCACCACGACAGACAAUGGUCUGGCCCGGCCGUCCUGCUCCGAAUAUCCACAGCAUCGGUGCUAGUUUGCAGUUUGGUAUCGAUUGUUGUAAUGGACAGGGUCUUUCCAGCAGACUACACAUACUGGGGUCUACCCCUAUCACAAUCGGGCGCUCUCGUGCUGGGUCUCCUCUCUGCCAUUCUGGGAUGGGAUGUCGUUCAUUUUAUGCUAUCGCAGCGCAUCACCGAGUGCUGGGGCCGAGUGUGCUCCUGGCUGCAGCAGCAGAAGCUCCGACGAAGCAUCAUGUCGAACCGGGGCCACAGACGCAGACGAAGCGGACCCUGGUGGUUCAGCUCUCGACAGAGGCAGACGGCUGUGGAGAAGAGAGGCUGGAUCUGCGUUUCAUGA
This is a messenger RNA of Fusarium sp. VM40, 855 nucleotides long. The record is from the annotation of a GenBank genome assembly. Lineage: Eukaryota; Fungi; Ascomycota; Sordariomycetes; Hypocreales; Nectriaceae.